This is a messenger RNA of Scylla paramamosain (green mud crab), 2026 nucleotides long. Its product is annotated as 26S rRNA (cytosine-C(5))-methyltransferase nsun-1-like. The transcript has 11 exons. Lineage: Eukaryota; Metazoa; Arthropoda; Malacostraca; Decapoda; Portunidae. Gene Ontology annotation, cellular component: nucleolus. Gene Ontology annotation, biological process: rRNA base methylation; maturation of LSU-rRNA. Bases 148 to 1809 code for a protein of 553 amino acids. The record is from RefSeq and is a predicted model, not a curated record. Gene Ontology annotation, molecular function: rRNA (cytosine-C5-)-methyltransferase activity.
AUGUGUGUGUGUGUGUGUGUGUGUGUGUCCAUGCAAACAUUUGAUUUACCUAGCUAGUUUGUUAGUCUGUUAUUACCUAGUGCUCUGAAGGACAAGCGUGACAGUGGAAGGCCCAGCACAGUUGUAUAGUACAGCACUCACACCAAGAUGGAUGAUGCAAAAACUCACAAAAAGAGAGGGUCAAGUCAGAGGAGGGCAUUUCAUCAAGGUCAUCGAGGAAUACCAAAACCUAAACAUGUGCUGUGUGCCAGCCGAGGUCACAGGAGGGCUCGGGUCAUGAAGAGUCUGGUACUGAGACGGAAGGCUUCUGACUAUGAUGUGAAGCAGGCACAAAGAGAGAGGUACUUGUUCAAGAAAAUUAUUCUGUAUGAGACUGACAAAGUGGAUGACCUGAUCGAGGACUUUGGCGCCAUGCUGCAGGUGUCCCCUGCCCCCCUCCCCCUGCCUGACCCAGACCCACUGAUGGCUGAGUCUCACCACACUGGGCCCAUGAAGACACUGAAGGAGUUGUGUGAGGUGAGUGGGUUCAGUCUGCACAUGCUGGGGCGCCUCACACAGGUGAUGGGCAGGCAGGAGGCACAGCGCACCUUGCAGGCCAUCAGCUUCACCCCUCCCGUCACCUUCCUCAGGACAAACACACUCAAGAUCAGCCCCAAGAAGAUGUGGCAGGAGCUGGUGGUGGGAGAAGUGAGUGCCUGGCUGCCGCGGUGGUCCAGCGUCACCAUGCUGGCCCUGGAUGAUCCCGUCAACCCUCGGCCCCUCAUCAGGAAAAUGAUCUCAGACGGAAAGUGUUCCCAGCAGAAGGAGAGAAAGUGGCAGGAAAUUAGCAUGCCACUCGAGAGGGGUGCCGAGGGGAGACACAGACAGCCUGGAGGCAAGGCGGCAAGCAUCAAAGGUCCAGUCACUGCUGCUCAGAGUCUGACCUUGUUUUAUAGUGCAUAUGGCAGCAUCAGUUCCCUGGUGGUGAUGGUGCUGGCAGCCAAGGCCGGGGAGGAUGUGCUGGAGCUGUGUGCCACUAACUCAGGCAAGACACUGCACAUAGCGGCGAUGCAGAUGAACUCCAGCAGGCUGGUGGCAAACACUCUACACAAGGAGGAGGUGCAGGCAAUGAUGGACACCAACUCCCGUCACGAUGUGCAGAACUGUGUGGUCACCUGUAUUGAACCUGCACUCCUGGCCAAGAGGCAGGCCGGGAGGUACCAGAGGGUGGUGGUAGAUGCCCCAAGCUCAGGAGUCGGCAUGGUGCGCCUUACCCCGGGAACAAGAGUGUGCUGCACCAUUGAGGACCUGCACCACAUCUCAACGCGACAGAGGCUCCUGCUGCUCAACGGCGCUGACUGUGUGAGGCAAGGAAGGACGCAGAACUCCUACCUUGUGUAUACCACCUGCUCUGUCCUGGCUGAAGAAAAUGAAGACGUGGUACAACAUCUGCUGGAGGCCAGACCUCAGUUCAAGCUGGUGCCCACCGGCCUUGGCAUUGGCGUGCCUGGCCUGACACAAUACAAAACACGUAGUUACCAUGAUGACAUGUGGCUCACCAGAAGAAUUUAUUGCCACCAACACCACAUGCAGGGAGCCUUCAUUGCAAAGUUUGUGCUGGAGAGUAAGGUGAAUGCUGUGAAGACCUCCACAGAUAAGAAGCUGCUCCUCAAACAGACCUCCAAACAGGACCAGCACACCAGUAAGACCAAGAGGGACAAGAAAGCCAAGCAAAGCACUGGGUCUGGGUGCAAGAAAGGGUCACAUGAGUGGUUCAAACAAACAUUCAUUGGUGAAGAUGGCGAUGACAACUACAGUGACGACGACUAAUGACUGUGCCCCAUAACCAGGGUGAACAUUCCUAGUAAACGUAGACAAAGCGGAGGAUUCUGUUUGGUGGCUAAGGUUUCCACAUCCAUUCUUGUUAGGAGUACAUGCAUCUUUAGGUCAGAUGGUUGAAUUUAUGUUUGUACACGGGAGAAAGAAUCUUUACUCUCCACAAGUUAAUCACAGAACAGACCAGCAAUGAGAAUAAACUAAGAGGUAU